UUGACAUGUUGAGCGCGUUAACGCUGUAACGGUAUAUAGACAGAUUUUAAUUUGAAGCAGCAGCAGCAAGUUGUUGUAGGAGAGUUUGUUGUGAAAAAUAUUGAUAUAUAACAAAGAAAAUUUUAAUUGAUAAUUUUUAUAAAUAACCGAAGUGCUCUACCGAAGUGAAACUUAUUUUAAUAAAAAUAUAAAAAAUAAAUAAAACGAACAGUUUGUGCUAAAAGUAUUGUUGUGCGAUCAUAAACACGUGUUGGAUAAUUGUAGUGCUCUAUUUUGAGCACAUAUAGAAUAAUUGAUGCAUGCUUUUGGGCGCAUAGACGUGUGAGUGUUAACAAAUAAAACUUCCUGAUAUUUUUGUGGCAAGCAUUUUUGUUGCAAUCAAAGAGCGGGCUUGUAGCAAACAAUUCACGCAGUAAUCAAACUUGCAUUUGAUUUUCGAAAUUACGCGCCUAUUUAUAACUAGCAUACAUUCAGGCGCGGGAGUGUUUAGCUUCAUUAACAAGCAAACCUAACGUUUAACGGCUUUUAUUUGACAAUUAAUAUAACUACUUCUCGCUUAGUGAAGCUUUUGGCUUAUUUCCAUCAUUUGUACUUACUCAUUUCAUUUGUCUGUAUGUAAGCGCGAAAACGCCCUCGAGCUUAAACGUCGCAGCUCAAGCGGGAUUAAGCAGAGUGUAGCAGAAGAUCAGUAAGACAGCAGUUGAAAUAAUUGCAAAGCGUAUAGAAGCAAACAAUCAAUAAAUUUGUUGCAACAGAUGCCUAAUAACUGCCACCAAUGGCAUGUGCGUGUGGCAAACUCAAAUUGAAAAUCGAAUCUCAUUUGUGAAAGUGUGUCUAUAAUAACAAAGUGGAUUGCACUUUAAGUGAAUAAUUGAUGAGUCAGGAAUCAAAUCAGGCUAAUUUACAUUUGCAAAAAGGAAGGCACACUUCAUCUCACAGCCAGCAACAUAGCAUUGUGUACUUUCUUUCCCGUCUAGUACACCCGGGAGUGUCGUGCACCUCGCUCAUUUAUAAGAAACCUCACUCUGCACUCUAAAACCGUAACAUUGUGUGUGCGCUACAAAUAAACAGGCUAGCACCUCCGCUGUAUUGUGCUUUUGCGCCCAAAAGUAUAUGCCACGGUGUGUAGUAAAAUUUUGGGGCAAGAAGCUGGAAGUGAAACAACAGUGAAAAGUUUCUGCAUUUUUGGCCGCUGCUAUAAAAGCGGCAGCAUCAAUCCUCGUUAAGCAGCGCGCGCGCCAGUGUGUCAGUAAACAAUUGCAAUAAAUCAAAGCUUGUCAGCGAUUCUCCCGAGUGUUCGGCGGCAACGAAUGACAACAGCACGAAUGCGGGCUCACCUGCCGCACUGUUUGGGGCAUUAGUGCGCUUGUGUGUGUACCGGCGCGCGGAUAUGUGUCAUUUUGUGGCGUGAACGUGUUAAAAAUUAAUUUGCAUAAAUAGCAAAUAUUUCGUGUUGACAGAGUAAAUAUUUGCCAGCAUAUGCAGGUGGCAACGCCAAAAAUCGUGCAAUAAAUUAUAGCGCGACACAUUUGUUGAAAACUGCAACUUUCAGCGCAUACUUAAUGCGAAAUUUAUGCAUUUAUUUAUUUAUUUGUGUUUAACGAAAAAAAAAUUGCGGAAAAAUAAUUUAAAAAAGCAAACUGCAACGAGUAAUUGAUUAAUAGCGGUGACAAAUUAACAAAUACACAACCGCACAAAUAAGUGCAUACAAGUGUGUCUAUGUGUGUGUGACAGUGGCGUAUAGGAAAAACUGGCUGCGGCGCCUGUGCAUAUGCAACGACUUGUGACUGCCAAGUACCGUAAAUGUGCUCAAGCAGUGAGGAGGCGCAACAAUAAGCGCAUUUAAGGCAAACUGAGUGGCGGAAAGAAAGAAAAUUAUAAAGUGAAUAAGAAAAGGCAGGAAAUUCGAGGAAGCGCCGCUUAUAAAAAUACGCAACAAAAGCACAGCAAGCGCUUAGAGAGUACAGAAACAAUAAUUUAUAAAAGCGUAAAAUUAAAUAACAAAGCCACUUAGCUUAAGCUGCUUGGUUUUUGCUUCGCAUGCAAAGGCGGCUGUGCCAGCGCGGAAGUGACAACACAAUGCGAGUUUAAAACAAGUAUAAAAUUGACGUUAAAAAAGUGCUUUUUCACAUACAUAAAAGAAACUGGCAUAAAAAAAACUGCUAAAACAAAGGAGUCGUACCUUAAUAAAACACAAACAAAAAAUAAUUAACAGAAACCAACAACAAUCACAGCACUUGCUUAUAGCCACGCGCGCUCAAGUGUGCCCAUUUUCGUAACAAUGCGCAUAAUUUCGCAUAGCAUACGUUACGGCGCGCAAGCUUAUGCCGCCAACGCGGCGCAUACAAUUAACAAAAGCACUGCUACACUACCCACCAACACUGCCACCGCCAUCACCGCUACCGCUACCAUCGUUACGAAACAGACAUCGACUCAAGCCACCAACAUCUUUGCAAACGCUGCGCCACAGCAGCAACGUAACGCCAGCGCAUUGUUUGUUGACGCGUCACCGUUAGCUGUGCCACAAUUGGCCAGCGCCACCACACUGCAGGCAGCCGCUGCGCCAACAGUAACGUCAACAGCCACACGCCAAUCGCAAACGCAGUCGGUGUCGCAGUCGCAAAACUCGCUAUCAGCUACAGCAAUGCUACGUCGCUCCUACGCUGCACAAUUCAGAAUGAAUUGCCCCAUUUUAAUUGUAAUUAGCCUCGCUUGUAUCCUGCAUGCCGGUCUGCUGUGGCAUGGCGCAAGUGCAGCAAUUUCAAAUCGAGGUUGCAUAUCUGUGUUAGGCAAUAAUCCAUAUUAA
Messenger RNA from Bactrocera tryoni, 2806 nucleotides. RefSeq lists its product as uncharacterized. NCBI's taxonomy places the organism in Eukaryota, Metazoa, Arthropoda, Insecta, Diptera, Tephritidae. The record is from RefSeq and is a predicted model, not a curated record. The transcript has 3 exons. The coding region runs from base 2282 to 2806 and encodes 174 amino acids.